AUGGCGAAGAACCACGGAGCCGCCGCUCUCCUGAUCGCGUCCCUUCUCGUGGUCGCGGUCACCCUCGCCGACGCCAGGGUCACCUUGCAGGUGCAGCGCCACAGCGUUAACGGAGGCUAUGCGGCGAAGGCGGUGCCAGCGCUGACCUGCAACAAGGUGAACGCGGUGCAGUCGGGCGACACCUGCUCCUCCAUCGCGGACGGCGCCGGUCUGGCCCAGGAGGAUUUCCUGGGCUUCAACCCCAACAUCAACUGCGUCAAGAUCUUCCUUGGUCAGUGGGUCUGCCUUGACGCAUCUGCUGCUUAA
Molecule: messenger RNA, 306 nt
Organism: Triticum turgidum subsp. durum (durum wheat)
Lineage: Eukaryota; Viridiplantae; Streptophyta; Magnoliopsida; Poales; Poaceae
Source: the annotation of a GenBank genome assembly